Molecule: messenger RNA, 719 nt
Organism: Astyanax mexicanus (Mexican tetra)
Lineage: Eukaryota; Metazoa; Chordata; Actinopteri; Characiformes; Acestrorhamphidae
Gene: rps7
Product: ribosomal protein S7
Exons: 7
Coding region: 98-682 (194 amino acids)
Biological process (GO): rRNA processing; ribosomal small subunit biogenesis; translation
Cellular component (GO): ribosome; cytosolic small ribosomal subunit; 90S preribosome
Molecular function (GO): structural constituent of ribosome
Source: RefSeq, a predicted model, not a curated record
UGCACGUCUUCCCAUGAUGCUCAGGGCGACGCGCUUUUACCGGCCUCUCGCGAGAUUUCGGCCUCUUCCCAGGCCGUCGUUGACCGAGACAUAGGCCAUGUUCAGUACCAGCGCGAAAAUCGUGAAGCCGAACGGCGAAAAGCCAGAUGAGUUCGAAUCUGGCAUUUCCCAGGCUCUUCUUGAGCUGGAGAUGAACUCUGACUUGAAGGCUCAGCUGAGGGAGCUCAACAUCACAGCUGCAAAGGAAAUCGAGGUUGGUGGCAGCAGGAAAGCCAUCAUCAUCUUUGUGCCCGUGCCCCAGCUGAAGUCCUUCCAGAAGAUUCAGGUGCGGCUUGUGCGCGAGUUGGAGAAGAAGUUUAGCGGCAAGCAUGUGGUCUUCAUUGCACAGAGGAGAAUCCUGCCCAAGCCAACAAGGAAAAGCCGCACAAAGAACAAGCAGAAGCGUCCCAGGAAUCGCACCCUUACUUGUGUGCACGAUGCCAUCCUUGAAGACCUGGUCUACCCCAGUGAGAUUGUUGGCAAGAGGAUUCACGUGAAACUGGACAGUAGUCGGCUCAUCAGGGUCCACCUUGACAAGGCACAGCAAAACAAUGUUGAACACAAGGUUGAGACCUUCGCUGGUGUGUACAAGAAGCUCACAGGCAAAGAUGUUGUAUUUGAAUUCCCAGAAUUCCAGCUGUAAAAAGCAGAUGGCAAAAUAAAUUUGUAUACCAUCAUGA